Messenger RNA from Vombatus ursinus (common wombat), 779 nucleotides. RefSeq names its product radial spoke head 9 homolog (gene RSPH9). Bases 80 to 760 code for a protein of 226 amino acids. Gene Ontology annotation, biological process: cilium movement involved in cell motility; axoneme assembly; motile cilium assembly. The record is from RefSeq and is a predicted model, not a curated record. Gene Ontology annotation, cellular component: axoneme. NCBI's taxonomy places the organism in Eukaryota, Metazoa, Chordata, Mammalia, Diprotodontia, Vombatidae. The transcript has 4 exons.
CCUGUGCCGCGGGGCGGAGCUUCGAGGUCUCCAUGCUAACAGCUUCCACCUGUUAACUGGCGGGUUGUUAGUAGGAGCGAUGGAUUCCGAAAGCCUGCUGCUCUCCUUGGAGCUGGCAUCGGGCAGCGGGCAAGGUUUAAGCCCCGACCGUCGGGCCUCACUGCUCACCUCCCUGCUUUUAGUUAAGCGCGACUACCGCUACGAGCGGGUGCUGUUCUGGGGCCGGAUCCUCGGCCUGGUCGCUGACUACUACAUCGCGCAGGGCUUGGGCGAGGACCAGCUCGGGGAGCGCAAAAGCCUGUACAGUUUGAACUGCAUGGAAUGGAGCCUCCUGCCGCCGGCAACAGAAGAGAUGUUAACCCAGACGUCUGUGGUGAAGGGUCGCUUCAUGGGGGACCCUUCGCAUGAGUACGAGCACAUUGAGAUGCAGCGGAUGACUGAAGGAGACAGAACAUAUGAAGACGAGGUGGUGAUCCAGAUCAAGGAGGAAUCUCGCCUGGUGUCAGUCAUUGACCAAAUUGACAAGGCAGUGGCAAUCAUCCCCCGUGGAGCGCUCUUCAAGACCCCCUUUGGACCUGUCCAUAUCAAUAGGACCUUUGAAGGAUUGACUCUGGCAGAUUCCAAGAAACUCAGUUCCUACUUUCAUUUUGCGGAGCCUGUGGAAUUGAAGAACAAGAGCUUGCUGGAGAAAGCUGAUUUGGACCCUUCCUUGGACUUUAUGGACUCCCUGGAACAUGAUAUCCCUAAAGGUACUAAUUAGAGUGAAAAUAGUGGACUCU